Ophidiomyces ophidiicola is the source of this 1941-nucleotide messenger RNA. RefSeq names its product calponin (gene SCP1). Bases 1 to 1941 code for a protein of 646 amino acids. The transcript is spliced from 2 exons. Lineage: Eukaryota; Fungi; Ascomycota; Eurotiomycetes; Onygenales; Onygenaceae. The record is from RefSeq and is a predicted model, not a curated record. Gene Ontology annotation, molecular function: protein binding.
AUGGCGUCCGUCACCUCGCUAGAUAAGGACCUGAAGAAUCUACGUCUCUCACGAUACACGCCUCAGGCUGCAAAUGAAGUGCGCGGCUGGAUCGAAGAGGUUUUGCGGGAAAGCCUGCCUUCCGGCGACCUCUUGGAAGCCUUGAAAGAUGGAGUCGUUCUCUGCCGACUUCUUAAUCUCGCUGUUGGGUCUCCCGGAGUCAAGUAUAAGGCCUCAAAAAUGCCCUUUGUUCAGAUGGAGAACAUAUCCCACUUCCUCCAUGCUUGCCAGAUGGCCCCGCUAAAUCUGCAACCCCAUGAUGUUUUCCUUACUGUUGACCUCUACGAAUCAAAGGAUCCCGCUCAAGUUCUACAGUGCCUUGUUGCCUUCAGUCGCCGUGCAAAUGCUCUCGAACCAGCGAAGUUCCCGCGGGCAAUUGGAAAAGUCAAGAGUGGGUUUGUCAGCCCCCAGCUUAGCGGCUCCAGCCAAGGAGGCUUCAAAGGCAUGACCUCCUACAAUAGGAUGAGUGGAAUUAGUAGUAUUAGUGAGUCAGGAUCGAGAACAUUUAAUCCUAUUUCGGGACGGUCCAGCCCUGAAAAACCGAGCCCUGCAUCACCAGCAUCUCCCAGGUCACCGAGACUGGCUGUGAGCACUUGGAGCAACAAAGCAGACGAAUCAACCACUGCCCCAGCCUGGAAUAUUCACCAGUAUGGAUAUAUGGGAGGUGCCAGUCAAGGAAAUCUUGGGAUCAGCUUUGGUGCAAGGCGACAAAUUACUUCCCAGGCACCAACUGUACCCAGUUUAGCACAAAAAGAAAAAAUGAGAAGAGAGGCUGCUGAGCAAGAAGAAAAACAAAGGAGAGAAAUUGAAAAAGCCGAACGACAACGUGGGAUUGAGGAACAACAAGCAAGGGAGGAAGAGGAACAGAGAUGGGAAGAAGAGACAAGAAAACUGAGGGAAAAGGAGCGAAUUGCCGCCGAAGAGGAAAAGAAACGAUGGGCGGACGAACAACGACAGUGGGAAGAAGAGGACCGUCGCCGCCAGCUGGAAGAAAGAGAAGCGGAAGAGAAACUGGAAAAAGAACGACAACGAAAACGCGAGCUUGCAGAUUCGCGCUUAAACGGCCAAUUCCUGAGUCAAUACCAGGCUAGCCAGCGACUGGAGCGCGGUUCCUCUCCUGGAGAGUCUAUGCCAACCCCAGAAAGGGAACGCAUACAGGCUCUAGAGAGAGAACUCGAACUCGCCAAACAAAGGGAGAGACAGUACGAACGCGAGCGCCAGGAAUUUAGCCGUUCACGACAAGUAUCAAAUACAAGUCAAGUUUCCCAAACAAGCGCCACCCGUGGCCGUGCUCUUCCCCCCAAGCCCGCAAAGCCCAGCUUCGACCUUACGUCUCAAGAAGAAGAACGUAGACUACUUCGAUCGGAAUGGCAAGCGAAUCAAGAUAACCGGCUUGAACAAAUUGAACCAUCACCACCGCCACCGAGUCUACCGCCGCGCUCUCUGCCAGAGCCGCCAUUGUCCCCACGACCGCUGCCAGAUCCAUCAAAUUACCCCAAGACUCGGACAGACCGAUUCCUUGCCACAAAUCCAGCACCUCAGCCUACUCAGCCGACCUCCCACAGGCCCCCCGAAUUCUCCACUGAACGCGAGGUUGACGAAGAAAACCAUCGUCGUAUCGCCUCAACCCAAAAGACACGUGCUGGUGGCUGGGCGUCCAAGUCUCUUCUGGAGCGAGAAAUGGAACGUGAACGUGAACGCCAGCGUGAGUGGGAAGAAAACCAGAAACGCACCACAGAUGCCGUGAAGCAGGGUGUCAACUCGGCAGGCACCGGACCUGGCGAAGGAGGCUGGGAUGUCAAUCAGUAUGGAUAUAUCGGUGGAGACAAUCAAAAUAGGGGCGCGACGGGAAUUGGAUUUGGGGCAAGAAGGCAGAUUAUCGGGCCGCGACCCCCUCGCUGA